AUGCAGGUUUCUCUGUCAAAUCACAAGAGCAUUAAGUCUGCCAUCAUAAAUCUAGAGGUACAAGUGGACCAAUUAGCUAAGCAAUUGGUUGAAACAUCCACAGACAAUUUUGGGGCCAACAUGGAGAAGAAUCCCAAGGAGGAGUGCAAGGUAAUUUUCACUAGGAGUCAGAGGAGGGAGAAUGUAGAGAGAGAAAAGAGAGAUGAGAGAGUAUUGGAGGAUGUGAGUAAUGAGGAAGGAGAGGAUAAUAAGAGAGAAGAGGGUGAUGAAGAGAAAGAAGAGAGCAAGGAGAAGGGUGAAAAGGUCUUACCCACUAAGACCAAGAGUCAGUUAGCAAGGGAGGCUAGAAAAGAGAUACCCUCAGUCCGAGUGAAGGACAUCCCAUAUCCCUUAGUGCCACCAAAGAAAGACAAGGAGCAAUAUUUUGCUCGAUUUCUUGACAUCUUUAAUAAGUUGGAGAUCAUCAUUCCCUUUAGAGAGGCCUUAUAG
This is a messenger RNA of Glycine soja, 489 nucleotides long. RefSeq lists its product as uncharacterized. The record is from RefSeq and is a predicted model, not a curated record. Lineage: Eukaryota; Viridiplantae; Streptophyta; Magnoliopsida; Fabales; Fabaceae. Bases 1 to 489 code for a protein of 162 amino acids. The transcript has a single exon.